AUGGCUUUGAUUUUACCUGCUUCCAAUAAAGCCAUGAGAUCUGACAGGAAUACAUACAUUGACUCAGGGCUGAUCUUCCUCACACACACACAAAAAAAUCCUUACCUGGAUUCUAUGGAUAAAGACAUUCUCUAUCAUUUGGAUUUAGGAACAAAAACACACAGAAUACCACCAAUGUCUGGGGAUGUAAUGUUUGUCUGCAUUUUUGGGAGCCCCAAGAGAAUGAAAGCGUUUGCACUGUUUACGCACAAGGAGCUUGGGUUGGAGGAAAGUGUAGAGGACAUAAGGGACAUCUGUGCUCUGUAUCUACACCCUGGUCCCACGCUCUCCAUCAGACAUGGCAUGAGCAUCCCCUCCAUUUCUAUUAUGCUUCAUGCACUCAUCAAAUUACUGUACCAUGAGUGCUGUGAUGUUACCAUGGUCAGAAUUGGUACAUCAGGGGGUGUUGGGAUUGCACGGGGGUCUGCUGUAAUAAUGGAUACAGUCAUAGACCUUCUUUCAGCCGCAUUUGAACAGGUACUUGGUAACAUCGUCAUUUGAAGUACUGAACUUGACAAGGAACUGGCUGAGGAACUAUUCAACUGAAACAAAGAAAUUCCCAACGUCCCAACCCUCGUUGGACAUACAAAUACUUAUGAUUUUUAUAAAGGCCUUGGUCAACUAGAUGGAGUGCUGUGCUCCUUUUACAGAGAAAAGUUAGAUUAUUUGAAGGGAGCGUAGAAAGCCAGUGUCAGGCAUAUUGAAACAGAAUCUACAGUGCUUGUGGCCAUGUGUAGACUUUGUGGUCUAAAGGCCACCAUAGUCUGUGUGACACUUCUCGACAGACUUGAAUGUGACAAGAUCAAUGUGCCCCAUGAUGUUCUGGUAAAGUACUAGCAACAGCUUCAGUCUAUCUCCAACUUCAUCAAACAGUGGCUUGGACUUCAUGACCAGACAUCAGAACUGGGCAGCCCCAUCUUUUCCUGCAAGUUUGUAGUUCAAGUUGGAAUGUUGAAGUCAUGUAUUUUUUGUGGCACGUUCAUGUACAGUCCUGUGCCACAUAAUGAUGUUUCAGUCAACAGCAGACCACAUGUAGAAUGA
Molecule: messenger RNA, 1080 nt
Organism: Diceros bicornis minor
Lineage: Eukaryota; Metazoa; Chordata; Mammalia; Perissodactyla; Rhinocerotidae
Gene: UPP2
Product: uridine phosphorylase 2
Biological process (GO): uridine catabolic process; nucleotide catabolic process
Cellular component (GO): cytosol; cytoplasm
Molecular function (GO): uridine phosphorylase activity
Source: RefSeq, a predicted model, not a curated record